Paramuricea clavata is the source of this 456-nucleotide messenger RNA. The record is from the annotation of a GenBank genome assembly. Lineage: Eukaryota; Metazoa; Cnidaria; Anthozoa; Malacalcyonacea; Plexauridae.
AUGGUUGAGACAGUCAUUCUUGCUGGCAGGCAAACUGUUGCGUUAAGAGGACAUCGUGAUGAUUCACAGCAUUACUCUUAUACCAAUCCAGAAAACUUUCAGGCAUUCCUUAAUUACAGAGUAAGUGGUUGUGAUAAAGUCCUUGCCGAACAUUUUCAAAAAGCAAAGAAGAACGCUACUUAUCGGUCCAAGACAAUACAAAAUAAACUUGUGAAGAUAUGUGGCAAACAAAUCGAAGGAAAAAUUAUUUCGGAGAUCACUGGCAGCAUUUGUCCAAUUUAUUCUGUGCUUGCAGACGAAGCAGCUGACUGUGGAAAUAAGGAACAAAUGCCGAUUGUUUUGCGCUAUGUUGACUCUAAUAAAGAAAUCAAUGAGAGAUUCAUCAAGUAUGUUCAUUGCAAAGAAGGCACGACAGGUCUCGCAUUGGUGAUGAAUAUUGAAAACACACUGGAGGAG